Molecule: messenger RNA, 1848 nt
Organism: Cuscuta epithymum
Lineage: Eukaryota; Viridiplantae; Streptophyta; Magnoliopsida; Solanales; Convolvulaceae
Source: the annotation of a GenBank genome assembly
AUAAGAGGUCUAAGCUGCAAUUUGCUCUGUUCAUUUCUUCUCCUUCCCUUCUGUUUCCUGUUUUUCUGGACUGUCCUUUCUGAUUCCUCUUCCCUCUCUGACAGUAAAAUCGUAAUUUGUCAGUAGAAUGGAAGUGAUGAUUCCAUCGCCGCCGGCGGAAUUUAAUUUCAUCAGUGCACCUUCUAGUCCUAAGGGUUUUGGGACUUUCUUUUACAGCGCCGCCGAAGUUGGAGCCGGCGGUAGAGCUCCGUUCGAUUGGGAAGAGGAGGCCGGAGUUCGGAAUCCCAAAGACGAUUGCAGCGAUGAUUUUGCUUUUGAUUUUAGCGGGCAGUUGGAGAUGACCCACAUCUCUGCCGCCGAUGAACUCUUCGACGGCGGAAAGAUCAAGCCUUUGAAACCGCCGCCGGGGGUUCUGUACGACGGGAAGGAGAAAGGGUCCCCAAAAUCUCCGCGAUCGCCGAAGCGGAGGGUAAAGGACGCGUUUUCUCCCCGUCACCGGAGGAAAGAUCCCGAUCCUUUCUCCGCCGCUCUGGAACAGAGCAGGAAAGAUAACGACGGCGACGACCCAUCAAUUCAACGGCGAGGAAGAGAAAGACAGGGUAAUCCGACAGCCGCCGGUUGGAAUUCUCGGCGAAAAAAGACAAGAUCUUUGUCCCCAUUUCGCGCAACGAAUUUGUUAAUCGACAGAGAUGAAACAAAUGAAAGGGACAACAACAACCCCUGUUCACCGUCGCAGUCGUCGAUCGCGACGUGGUACAGAAAAUGGAAGCUGAAGGAUCUUUUACUGUUCCGGAGCGCGUCGGAGGGGCGGGCGAGCAGCAAAGAGAUGAACAUGAUGGUGGCGGCCAGAUACGCAAUGCUAAAGAAGAGCCAGCAGGAAGAUGUGAAGAACUCGAGUUUCCGGUCGACGGAGAGCGUGGGGUCGUCGUCGUCGCGGCGGAGAGGGCCGGUGUCGGCUCAUGAGCUGCACUACACUAUGAACCGGGCGGCGUCGGAGGAGAUGAAAAGGAAGACAUACUUGCCGUACAAGCAAGGACUCCUUGGAUGCUUGGGCUUUCACCCGGCGGCGGCGGUGUCUGAUUUUUCUAGGGGUCUUGCUUCCAUGUCCAUGCCACGAAGUCGUUAGCAAUCAUCUUUCAGAAUUUUCCUUGGAUGCUUGGGCUUGCACUAUUCACAUGUUCUACUUUGACUACGUUUUAUUUAUUAAUGUAAUAAUAUAUAUUUUUGAAAAAAAUAUUGUUAAAUUUUUCUCAUUAUAAAUUUUCAAAAUCUAUUUUUUAAACUUUUUUUACUAAUCGGGAAUUAUAUAUAUUAAUGGUCAAAGUUGUGCCUCGGCAAAUGUGAAAUGUUGACUGUUGCAUUUAUUUAAGAACGGAGGAAGUAUUUAUUUAUUUAGUUUGUACUCCUAAGUGAAAUUACAAUAUUUCAAAAAAAAAAGAAUUUUGCUUGCAACACCUUAGUGAAAUUAAAAAUAAUACUCCCUCCGUCCCAUAAUUAUCUUCAUUCUUUCCUUUUUGGUCCGUCCCAAAUUUAUCUCCUCUUUCCCUUUUUAGCAAAGGAUUUGUGGUUCACAACCAUUCUUACACAUUUCUCUCUCCUCUGCACAACUCUCCACCACACAUUUCCCACUUUCUUAAUCUCCGUGCCCAGUCAAAACCGAAGUUAAUUCUGGGACGGAGGGAGUACGUAGUAAUUUGAAAGUUUGAGGGGAAUAUUACUUGUAAAGUUUUCCUUAUGAUUAUGAUUAUUAGGUAGUAAAGUACAUCCAUCAAUUUUGUAAUGUUCUUCCAUCCGGCCAAAUCCGUUUGAGAGUCUUUCGAGUCAUUUUUUGAUGAAUUCUUUUGAACA